CGUCUAGCAAGAUGCUGUCUGACAAGUAUCUCAUCGUUCUGCUUUUUAUCUUGCUUACUUCUGAUGCCCUAUUGGUCUUUACAGUAAAGUCUACGGCCAACCAUGAGGACUCCACGAAACAAGAUGAUUCUCAUAGACACUUGAAUGCUCUCACUCGCAUGAGAAAGAAAGCAAGGUUGGCAAAACCUGAAGAGAAGAGACAGUUGUGGGACAACUAUAAAAACUCUCAAAUCGAUGUCAAGCAUAAAAAUCGACGUAAAUUUGUGCAUAGGAUGUGGAAUUACAGAGAGCCGAUUGAAGAAAGAGUUGAACGUCAAGUUGCUGCGGGUACAGUGAUGUAUGCUAAAGAACAUGAAGCAGGAAGAAUCGUUGGCCGUUACAUGUUUGAUCAAGCUAAAAAAGACCGUGGUAAAUCUCAAGAGAUUCAGAGGGACAUGUUAAAGCUUAAAAAUGAUUCUGGUCCGACUCACAAUCACUGAUUGCAUCUUCUCAUUCUUGAGUGUAUGUAUAUAGCGCUCUUAUCAAUCCAAUCCUACUUUCAAUGUUGACAAGACAGGGGGCAUUAAGAUAUCCGAGAAUAAGCUCUUUCCUUCCCCACCUUCAAUUACGACAUGGCUAUCAAUCAAAAAAAAAAAUCAAGCACUCUUGGCAUAUCGCAU
Molecule: messenger RNA, 659 nt
Organism: Meira miltonrushii
Lineage: Eukaryota; Fungi; Basidiomycota; Exobasidiomycetes; Exobasidiales; Brachybasidiaceae
Exons: 1
Coding region: 12-479 (155 amino acids)
Source: RefSeq, a predicted model, not a curated record